AAAUACCAGACUGUUGAUCAGUACCUCUAUUUUCUCUUAACUCCGCUCUAUCUCCACCGCUGAGAAGUGGGGUCUCAUACCAUAGAUAAGGAACUAGCCGCCAGUACAGCUUUGUGGUUGUUUUCACCAAGUCAACUCUUGAUUCUGAACUCCUAACGUGUUUUUCAGUGCAACUAAAUCAGUCUAGCCAUCAUGCUUCCAUCUGAAGACGUGAUCGCACAAGCCUUCGUCUCCCAGCUUCCACUGGGACAAUCCAGCUCAUACGCGCCGGAAAUCCAGAAGAAGGAACCAUUUCCGGCCUGGAGUGUGAUUGAAGACACCAAGAAGAAGGCUACUCGAGAGCUCGAUCUUGCGAGCCAGAAGGCCCAAGCCAAAGCUGGCAAGAUUGAACCUUGGACCCCCAAGUACUAUGCGGCCUGUACUGUCGGCGGGCUACUUGCCUGCGGUCUGACCCACACCGCUGUGACCCCUUUGGACUUGAUCAAGUGCCGCCGUCAAGUCGAUCCUCUUCUCUACAAGAGCAAUCUAGAGGCAUUCCGAACAAUUCGUGGCGCUGAAGGGCUGCGGGGAGUGUUCACUGGCUGGGGACCAACGUUCUUUGGUUACAGCGCCCAAGGUGCAUUCAAGUAUGGCGGGUAUGAGUACUUCAAGAAGUUUUAUAGUGACCUUGUUGGUAUCGAAAACGCGACUCGUUGGAAAACAUCCUUGUACCUGGCUGCCAGUGCGUCGGCAGAGCUUAUCGCCGAUGUAGCUCUCUGUCCUUUUGAAGCCGUCAAAGUGCGCAUGCAGACGACCAUUCCACCAGAUAUCCGGUCGACGUUCACUGGUAUCUCCAACGUGGUCUCCAAGGAAGGUGUAGCCGGUCUAUACAAGGGCCUCUAUCCCCUGUGGGGACGUCAGAUUCCGUAUACUAUGAUGAAGUUUGCGUCCUUUGAGACCAUUGUCGAGAUGAUCUACAAUUAUCUCCCUGGUCAGAAGUCCGACUACAACAAGGGUGCACAGACUACAGUGGCCUUCACUGGUGGUUACCUGGCUGGUAUCCUUUGCGCAGUUGUAUCACACCCAGCCGACGUGAUGGUCAGCAAGCUGAACGCCAAUCGUCAGGCUGGCGAAGCCUUCGGUGCAGCGAUGAGCCGCAUCUAUGGGGAUAUUGGGUUCCGGGGUCUCUGGAACGGUCUCCCCGUCCGUAUUGUCAUGAUCGGCACUCUGACCGGACUCCAGUGGAUGAUUUACGAUUCGUUCAAGAUCUUCAUGGGUCUGCCGACGACGGGUGGAGGACCUGCUGCGGAAAAGAAGUAGUGGUGAGGGUUCCAUGGGUUGUUGUUCUGCUUCAAGUACAUUCCUGAUUCUCCACAUACUGUAGUUCUGGGAUAGGGCAAUUAGUAUUAUCAAUGUUGAGUAUUCGUACACGA
This is a messenger RNA of Aspergillus saccharolyticus JOP 1030-1, 1412 nucleotides long. RefSeq names its product putative mitochondrial phosphate carrier protein. The coding region runs from base 193 to 1299 and encodes 368 amino acids. Gene Ontology annotation, cellular component: mitochondrial inner membrane. Gene Ontology annotation, biological process: mitochondrial phosphate ion transmembrane transport. NCBI's taxonomy places the organism in Eukaryota, Fungi, Ascomycota, Eurotiomycetes, Eurotiales, Aspergillaceae. Gene Ontology annotation, molecular function: phosphate transmembrane transporter activity. The transcript is spliced from 5 exons. The record is from RefSeq and is a predicted model, not a curated record.